CCAGAGAGAGGGAGGAGGCAAGGGGGAGUGAGACUCAAGACAGAUUCCUUUUCCCUCUCGUGACUGGUGUUGACUGGGCUGGGUUCUGGGAAAGCGUUAGAUUGCAUCAGACAGAGCCUCCAGGGCUGGAACCAGGAGGCAGGCCAGGGAGGAGGCCUGGCCUUAUAAGUUGGGGCCAGAAGACUUGGCGGUGUCAGGAAACCAGACACAAACAAAGUUUUAGAGAGGAGAGACAGGGAGAGUGAGGCAGACAGGAUGGCCACCUUCCCUCCGGCAGCCAGCUCUUCCCGGCAGCUCCCAGGCCCAGAGGAUGAAGACCCCUGCCUGGAUGAAUAUGACCUCUACAGCCUGGCCCACUCCUACCUGGGAGCGGGAGGCCGGAAAGGUCGCACCAAGAGAGAAGCUGCUGCCAACACCAACCGCCACAGCCCUGGUGGGCACGAGAGGAAGCUGGUGACCAAGCUCCGGAACACAGAGCAGAAAAAGCGAGGGGCACGGCCCUGAGGCAGACCUGGAGAUGAGGCUGGAACCCGGACACCACACCUCGAUGGCGACAGGACAGCAGUGCAAUCAGGACCACAGAGGAAUCGGCUUGGGGGAGAGAAGGGCAGCAGGACCCAGGCCUAUUGCCCCCACCCCACCCCCAGGACUUACCCUGCCUGACUAAGGCUCCGAAGGGCCACCAAGGAAGCAUCCCCCUCCCAGAAAAAGGGCAAGAUGGGGAGCAAGAGGCAGAGAUUGGAGAGGCAGAGUCGGAAAAGUACCCCCAAAAUGAGAAAGAGGGGAAGGAAACAAGCUUUCCAGGGUGGCAGCAACAAUAAACAAAAAACAGCAACUACAGCUUGUGUGUUUUCGUCCUCUCUUCUGUGUUUUCGUUUGCACACAUUUCUGCCCAUUUGUGUCUGCAGGUGCAUGCACCAAUAAAAGCAUUUUUUGUUAGUGUUUGCAUU
Talpa occidentalis (Iberian mole) is the source of this 950-nucleotide messenger RNA. It is a transcript of the gene NUPR1, whose product is annotated as nuclear protein 1, transcriptional regulator. Gene Ontology annotation, cellular component: nucleus. Gene Ontology annotation, biological process: negative regulation of cell cycle; negative regulation of cell population proliferation. NCBI's taxonomy places the organism in Eukaryota, Metazoa, Chordata, Mammalia, Eulipotyphla, Talpidae. The record is from RefSeq and is a predicted model, not a curated record. The transcript has 3 exons. Bases 256 to 504 code for a protein of 82 amino acids.